AUGGGGGGAAAGAGGUGGAGAAAAGAUCGGAAGACUUCCGAGCAGGAGACGACCGACAUAGUCGAUUCCGCUCCUGCGCCUGCGCCCGCGCCCGCCGUCGACCGCAGCGCCACGGAGACUCUACUCGGCCAGCUGCGGCUGGCUCGCGGAGUCGUGGAAGAGGGCCACCAUGCAGCACCGGCAACAUCAAGCAGGACGCCGAAGGGCAGUGGCAGGGGCUAUCCCAGCACAGCCGCCACGAAGCCCCUGAAGCCCAGCGAAGCCUACUUCCCCGUGAUGUCUGCGGAGGAGCUUGCGCCGCUGCUGGUUCCGGCGUCGGCGCCCCCGGAGCGCGUGCGAGAGACCUUCGAGAGGCACGGGGUCUGCGUGGUCACCGGGGUCCUUAGCCCCCCAGAGUGUGAGCUGAUGGAGCAGCUUUGGCUGCAGGACCUCCUACAGGUCCUGGAUGAAUCCAAGAGCCCCGAUGCCGCCGUGGCCGGACAGGUGGAAGCCCUGAGGCGGGAGGGGCUCCGGGCCUGGCCCAAAGAGUGGGACGAAUUCUUCGGCCUACGCGGAAUGGUCCCAACCUACGGCCUGCCCCACGGCGGAUUUGCCUGGGCGGCGCGGCUCCACCCCGCCGUGCGCCGGGUCUUCGCGGACCUGUUCGAGACAUCUGAGCAGGAUCUGGCAGUGGGUAUCGACAACGUCUUCUGGGCAAGUGGCGAGCAGCCGGGCAGCGAGGUCAACAAGGAGUGGCUGCACGUGGAUCAGAACCACUGUACUGGGAUGACUUGGAGCUGCGCCCAGGGUGUGCUCUACAUCUGGCCUUCGGAGGGUGAGGCUUCCUCCACGACGGUGGUGUGGCCGGGCAGCCACCUGGCUCCCUACGAUCAGCUCAUGCAGGACCCCUCCGCAUACUCCCAUGGCAAGCGCCCGGCGGGGCAGAGUGUGCGGCUGAAUCAAUUGCGGGAUCCCGGCCUGCAAUCCGAGCUGAUGGCUGCCGCGAAGCAGGCGGGCACUUGCUACAAAGCAGGUCGAAAGCCCAUCGGACCUGAGUUCGCCAUCUUCCCGUGCGCUUCGUUGCUGGUGACGCUUUGGUGUGUGGAGGGGGAGAGGAUUUCCGAAAGCCAAAGAAGCCUGGAAUUGCCCGAGUUCCUCGCUAUGCUGGACUGCCGGGAUGAUGCCACCCGACGAGUAGCUGCUCUUGAGUCCUUCAACCACAGUGUCUUUGAGGGGACUGACGGGCAUGAGGCUGCAGUGAUCUUGCGCAAGGUCAUCUCGAUGCUAAACGACCCUGUUUGGAAUGUCAAGCGGGCCGCAAUCCAGUUGCUCUUGGAGCUCGGCCCACGAUUCGGCCACGAGACAGUGGCGAGGCUGAACCGAUUGCUCUUUCACCCUGAUCCUCUGAUUCAGAUGAUGAUUGCCUGUGUGCUGAAGAAUGUGAAGGGUGCCGAGGACUACUGCCAGCAAAUCUGGGGUGACCGGUCCACAGCCGAAGCUGCUUUGAGUCAUCAAGGACGACUUCUUGAGUUUCUCGAUGCAAGCUUCAAGGGUGACCGGGAGAUUGUCCUGUCGGCCGUGAAGCAGGACGGGCAAGCAUUGAAGUAUGCGGAGCCGUGCCUGUGUGACGAUGAAGGCAUCGUGCUCGCUGCAGUCGCCCAGAGCGACUCAGCGGUUCACUUUGCCGGCCAGAAGAUCAUUGAGAGACAUGCGGGUCUCCGCGCCCUGCGUGAGGGACGAGGACGCAGCUUGUGGGGCGACUACCUGAUCAUGGAGCACCUCGGCAAGGGUGCCUUCGGCGAGGUCACGAAAGCCGAGAACAUGAGCACCAACCAAGUCGUGGCCAUUAAGAAAGUCUCGUAUGACCCCAAGAUAUUUGGUGGGGACGGCGUGCCAGCCUUCGCAGUGCGGGAAGUGUCCUUGCUGCGCAGGUUCGAGCAUCCCAACGUGGUGCGGCUGCUCGAUGUGCAUGUGGGCCGUGACGACGUCCGGAUGGUCUUCGAGCUUCAUCCGGCUGACCUCCGCAUGGUCUUGAAGCAGAGUUCCGAUCGCCUGUCGAUUGAGCGAGUCAGACAAAUACUCCGCGAAUAUCUUGGAUGGUCUUUAUGCGUGCCACACCAACCAACUUCUUCACCGCGACAUUAA
Molecule: messenger RNA, 2124 nt
Organism: Symbiodinium natans
Lineage: Eukaryota; Dinophyceae; Suessiales; Symbiodiniaceae
Source: the annotation of a GenBank genome assembly